Messenger RNA from Mercenaria mercenaria, 2558 nucleotides. RefSeq names its product mechanosensory protein 2-like. Lineage: Eukaryota; Metazoa; Mollusca; Bivalvia; Venerida; Veneridae. The transcript is spliced from 9 exons. The coding region runs from base 212 to 1033 and encodes 273 amino acids. The record is from RefSeq and is a predicted model, not a curated record. Gene Ontology annotation, cellular component: plasma membrane.
AGGAGUGGUGUGUAUGUAAACUGGUACAGUCCAUAAAAUAAACAAACAUCAUCACGACCCAUUUACGAGUUGUAUAUCGAUUGACUGGAUAAAACCUCCAUUUUGCAAUUUGCCCAUACCCAUAUUUCGAAAUAUUGGAAAACUGUUAUAAAAGGAUUAACAUAAACAGAUUUAAACAGGCAAAAUAGAGGUCCAUCCGCAAAAAAUCGAAAUGGACGGAUACGGGAGUGGAAAGGACGAAAGAAAUGAGCCAGAUGGUGGCUUUGGUUGCUGUGGUUACGUUCUCAUGUUUUUCUCUAUCGUCAUUCUGAUUCUAUUUUUCCCAUUCUCUCUGAUUUGCUCGCUGAAGGUUGUACAGGAAUAUGAAAGGGCCGUUAUUUUCAGACUUGGUCGAGUUCUGUCUGGAGGGGCCAAAGGACCAGGUCUAUUUUUUCUGUUUCCCUGUGUGGAUACUUUCAAAAGUGUUGACUUGAGAACAUUUUCCUACGACAUCCCACCACAAGAGAUUCUAACCAAAGAUUCUGUGACCGUGGCAGUUGACGCAGUUAUCUACGCGCGCAUUUUCGACGCUACUAUGUCAAUCAUAAAAGUCGAAAACGCGCAUGCGUCGACCAAACUGCUAACAGCAACAACUUUGAGAAAUAUUAUGGGAACGAAAAAUCUUUCAGAAGUUUUGAGCGAUCGGGAACAGAUUGCACGUGCAAUGCAGACGACACUUGAUGAUGCAACAGAUCCCUGGGGUGUUAAAGUCGAACGUGUGGAAGUGAAGGACGUGCGACUUCCGGUACAGAUGCAGAGGGCUAUGGCUGCUGAAGCCGAGGCUGCUCGUGAAGCUCGUGCUAAGGUUAUCGCCGCUGAAGGAGAAAUGAAAGCCUCUCGUUCUCUGAAGGAAGCCGCCGACGUCAUGGCUGAAUCCCCGACGGCACUGCAGCUGCGUUAUCUGCAGACACUCAACUCUAUUGCUGCCGAGAAGAACUCGACCAUCAUUUUCCCUCUGCCCAUAGAUAUGAUUGGGGCUGCCUUGAGGCGUUAAAUUAUCACAUGAUCAAACUUCAACGUGAUGUGUACGUGUUACGUGCGUGAUAAGUGCUUUAUGAAGGAAAUAGAAACUCUGGGAUCUACUGAUAUGGCAUCUUCUUUUUAGUGUUUUGACCACUUUAGCUAUUUUUUUAAUGUAAUAAGUAUAGUGCUUAUCUGCACAGUUUUGAGAAAUGCAUCUUAGAAAUUAAACCUUUGAACAGAAGAUUAUCAGAUUUAUGUUCAGCACAAUCCACGAUAUAUAUUGUUUGAGCAUUGUUUUAAAAACGGAAAAAAUGCCAUAUAGAAUCAGUACAGCGUAUUGACGUUACGUUAACAUAACUAAGUUUUGUUUCUUUAUAUAUUGAUCAAUGAUGUAUAGUGUUGUAGUCUCAAAUGCGUGCGUAGGUAUGAUAUAUUGUGUAUUUCUUUAGUAUAAUCCAAACUUACAUUUCGACUUUUAUUCUGUAAAUGGUACAUUCCACAAUGGAAGAAUAAACAAUGCAUUUAUCCAAAUAUGAACAUCAAAAUUUUUUAUCAGAGACCAUACAUUCAUUUUACACAUGCAAGCGCAAAACCUUACAUGAGCGCACUACCCGUGAAACAUGUGCAGGUGAUACAGAAAUUUGAUCGGACAAAGACCAUAAUAAAAGCUAUUUUUAGACAAAUCAAUAUGGCCUGAUUUUUUUUUUAAAUAUGGCCGCCUAGUUGGGCAAUUGUAUAUCUAAGUACCUGCUGUGGAUAAACUGAACUUUUUAUCUUUCUACGUAUGUUGUUACCAUUUAAUGAUAUUAAAUUUGGCUAGGCUGACUGGCUUAGCUGAUUGCCCACUGGAUAGUUGAGAACGCAGUGGACUUCUUCAAAUGAUCUGGAUGAUACAAGUUUGAAGCUUGGUAGGACAAUGUUUUACUGUGGCGGUGUGAAUUACAUGCUUGGGAUACACCAAUCGUCCUGUCCCUCCCCCACCACCCCACUUCCUUGUCAUGGACAGAUGUUUGUGAUAUACCGUCAACAAAAAAUUCGAGAUAAUAAAUGUAUCGUUGUAGUAAAGAAGGGUAAAUUCAAAACCAUUUUUAUAAUUUCAAAAUACAACAUACUGUUGAUUGGUGUAAAAUUUCCUAAUGUAUAAUGCUUGUUUUUAUUCUCAGAAUGUCUGACAUUGUAAAUUUACAUAUUUAUAUAGUAAUAUUUCUAUAAUCAGUUCAAAUCCGUUACCUACUGUUGAUUGUGUGGCCUUCUCAUUGAUUUUCCUGUUGUUUUGUACAUUUCAAUACAUGGUCAUCAGUUCCUACAAGUAAGGAAAAAAUGCAUAGUACUUUAAAGAAAGUUUUAUUUUAUUAACUUCUAAAUUCAGAUUUGAAGAGAUAUUUAUAAUCAAAAAUCGUUUAUUAUCUACACAAAGUUUUAAUAUUUGAAUCCACACUCUGUUGCUUCUAUUCGGAUGAUGUAGGGUUUUAAUCUUAAAAAUCAUCUUGGACUGUUAUGUUUAAGUAUUUCGUGUACAUUGUUGCAAGAAAGAAUAGCUCAAUGCAAUUUUCUUU